Scatophagus argus is the source of this 4136-nucleotide messenger RNA. It is a transcript of the gene epb41l3a, whose product is annotated as erythrocyte membrane protein band 4.1-like 3a. The record is from RefSeq and is a predicted model, not a curated record. Gene Ontology annotation, cellular component: plasma membrane; cytoskeleton. Bases 75 to 2969 code for a protein of 964 amino acids. Gene Ontology annotation, molecular function: actin binding; structural molecule activity. NCBI's taxonomy places the organism in Eukaryota, Metazoa, Chordata, Actinopteri, Scatophagidae. The transcript has 23 exons.
AUAUCUCAUGUUGUUAACUGCUUUCCUGCCUGUACAACAUCCACUGCACGUCUGCCCGUCCUGGGUGAUUCACCAUGAUGACAGAGCCAGGUGAGCCGCAGGAGUGUUUCCUCGAGCUCUCUGCCCACUCCACACCUAAACAGGGAGGGGAAGGUGGGCAGUUCCAGAGCCAAGGUCAGAGCUCAUUGGCGGAGGACUCGACGAGUCACCUGUCAUCAAGUAGUCGGAUCGCUCGUUCUCCAGCCAGAAACCCACUGAGCUUCAGGACGAUGCAGACCAAAGUGACUUUGCUGGAUGGCACGCUGUUCACCUGCACUGUGGAGAAACGUGCUCGUGGUCUUCAGCUGUUUGAGAAGGUCUGUGAACACAUCAACCUGCUGGAGAGAGACUACUUUGGUUUGUCCUUCAGAGAUGCUGACAACAACAAGAACUGGUUGGAUCCAGCGAAGGAGAUGAAAAAGCAGAUUCGAGGUGUUCCCUGGAAUUUCUCUUUUAACAUCAAGUUUUACCCUCCUGAUCCCGCCCAGCUCUCCGAGGACAUCACCAGGUAUUUCCUGUGUCUCCAGCUCAGACAGGAUAUCGUUUCUGGUCGUCUUCCGUGUUCGUUUGCCACUCACACCGUCCUUGGCUCCUACACUGUCCAAUCAGAGCUGGGAGACUAUGAUCCAGAUGAGUGUGGAUCUGAUUAUGUUAAGGAACUCAGUUUUGCCCCAAAUCAAACAAGAGAAAUGGAGGAGAAGAUCAUGGAGCUACACAAAACUUACAGGGGGAUGACACCAGCUGAGGCAGAGAUGCACUUCCUGGAAAACGUAAAGAAACUUUCCAUGUAUGGAGUUGACCUUCAUCAUGCAAAGGACUCGGAGGGUGUGGCCAUCAUGCUUGGUGUAUGCAGCAGCGGCCUGUUGGUCUACAGAGACCGACUGAGGAUCAACAGAUUCUCAUGGCCGAAGAUCCUGAAGAUCUCCUACAAAAGGAAUAACUUCUACAUCAAGAUCCGACCUGGAGAGUUUGACCAGUUUGAGUCUACAAUCGGUUUCAAGCUGCUGAACCACAGAGCAGCUAAAAGACUGUGGAAGGUCUGUGUGGAGCAUCACUCCUUCUUCAGAUUGAUGUCUCCAGAGGAGACCCCUAAGAAGUUGCUGUCUCUGGGUUCAAAGUUUCGAUACAGCGGUCGGACUCAGAUUCAGAGUCGCAGAGCCAGUGCUCAGAUCUCCAGACCCCCACCGCAUUUCCCACGAUGCAUCAGCAAGAGGAACAUGCUGAGCCGCAGCCUGGAUGGAGAUAUGGGGGCAGGGUUGUACGGAGCAUCUAAAUUCAUCGCUGUCAGUGACCUAAUCACUACAGUAACACCUGAGAGGAGGACAGAGGAGAGGAGGGCAGAGCAAGUUGAAGAGGUGCUGGUGUUGGAGGAGGAAGUGCAACAGAGGGUGGAGGUGGAUGAAGAGGAGAUGCAGAAAGAUGAGGAAGAGCAGGAGGAGAAGGAGGGGACCAGAGAAACAGUGGUUUCUCAGCAGAGUCCUCUGACUCCUCAGAAACAGGACACCAAGACCGACCUGACUGAUACAGCCCUGGAGGGAGACCUGACAGAGAGACUCAGAAUUUGUGUUGGUGUUGAUCUUCAGGAGACAUUGGCGAGUCCAGAGGAGGACCCUAAACCUGAGAGCACCAUCAGUGCUCUCAGACGCUCCUUCUUAGAGGGAGGAGCAGCAGCAGGAGGAGGAGGGAUGACUGAGUGGGAGAAACGGCUUGCCUCCUCACCCUUACGACGUGUUGAUGAUGCCCCAAUGAUUGAGCCACUGGAGCCUGAUGAGCCUAAACCAACAUUUGAUGAAAUGUCUCCUGAGCUGACAGCUCUACUGAAGUCAGCCAGAGAACAAAACACCUUCAGAGAACACAACCUGCAGAAGACAUCAGAGAAAGUGGAGACGAUCUUUUUGAUGACAGAGUCAUGUGACCUGGACCAACCAAUGGCAGACAAGCUUCAGGUAGCAACAGAAAAUCUUGUGGGCUCGCCCCCUAGUAACACCCCGCCCCCUCCACCCGGGGCCAGCACGACACAUACUGAUGAUGUCAGAAGAACAGAAGAAUGGGCCAGUGAUGUUGACAGUAAUGCUAAUGACAGCCAGACUAAAAAUCCUGCAAACAAGCAUGAGGUCAGUGAUGAUGAUGUCAGUGAUGAUGAGCCAAGCAGCCAGGCAAGUGAUGAUGAUGAUGUUAGUGAUGCUAGUGAAGGUGCUAUUAGCGUGUUAGCGCAGGCAGCAGUGGAGGAAGCCAUGGAGGCUGCAGUUAGACAGGCUCAGAUCCCAGAAUCUAAUGAUAUUAAUCAGGAUAGCAUUAAUAUUAACUUUCCAGUUAGCCACAGUGAGCAGGGGCCAAGUUGCAUGGAGGCUAACAACAGCCCCAGCAACAGAUCUGGGUCUCUUCUGCGGUCACGACCUGCUGGGAGUCUAUCUCAGCGCUGCCAAGAUGAUGAGGACUCUGAUGACUCUGAAGAGAAUGAGGGAAGGUGGCAGUUCAGCGAAAAUCUACCCCGCCUCACCUCCAGAUGUUCCUCCUGCUUGGCCACAGCCAUUCAGACACAGCCAUUCGACCACAAUGAUGAAAAUAAUGACGAGUCUGAACCUCUGCAAGAGGAGGUUCCAGUGAUGAGGAAGACUCUCACAUAUGAAGCUCCAGGGAGCCAAGAGGAUGCAGAUCCUCCUGCAGGUUUGCUGCUGAGCUCCCAGACCUUCACUGCAGAGACCUCCAACACCACCACCACCACACACAUCUCUAAGAUGGUAAAAGGAGGAAUUUCAGAAACCAGAAUCGAGAAGAGAAUUGUGAUUUCUGGAGACACAGAAAUUGACCAUGACCAGGCUCUGGCAGCGGCGCUCAGAGAGGCACGGCGGCAGCAUCCUGAGCUGUCUGUCACACGUGUCGUUGUCCAUAAAGAAACAGAGGUGUCUCCUGAUCAUGUGAUUGAUUAGUGACAUCAAAGGACUGACUGAAACUUGUAACAUGGGAGUUAUAUUCCAAACUACAGAGGUACUAGAGUUACCACAAUAUUUGCAGCGACGCCCAGUGGACAUUAAUGGAACUGAGAAUUUACACACAGACACACAGACACUAACACACACGCAUGCACACAUACUCACACUUACGCACACACACACUCACGCAUGCAUGUACAUGUCUAGGUACACAGCAGCACCUGUCUGUCUGACUGGGUGGUGGGGCAGGUGUUUGGUUUAGCUUUAUCAGCUAGUGCUGGUUUGACUGUAUUAUUACAUUUAGUCGAAAGGCCUUGUGGUUUUGUUUUCAGUCACAUUUGAGAUAAGGAAUGAAUGUCCUGUAAGAGAAUAAAAUAUUUAUACAACAGAGACAGGUGAAAGACAGACGGGGGCGCUGUUGUGAAGCCAUCAAUACGUUCCCAUAGCAACCAAACAACUAGAGUCUGUCAACCUCAGAUGAACUUUCACCAUGAAUUAACAUCAAGACUUGACCCAUUGCUGCAUUUCCUCCUUCUUGAACAAGUCCUGCCCCCACAAACACAUGACACCCUGACAGAUUAAAGCAAAUGUCUGAUUGGUUGGUUGACUCAAGUGUAUUUUCUCCUGAUUGUGUAUGAUGAGAGAGAGCAGCUUUAUGAAACAUCCAGCAAACCGUUCGCAUCACAUCUGACAGAUCUGUAUUAAUAACAACUUCUUACACCUGGUGCGGUCACCUGACACUAGCCUGUCUCACCCGGUCAAAAACUGGAUCUUUUAUUCUAACAGUCUGGUGCAAACUGUUUACUGUCUGAAAUGUAAUACAGCAUGAUUGCUAACACUUUAAUCACUCACUAUAUAGUAGCUAUAAUUCAGCCCUGUAUUUACCCAUUGAGCAAUAGUAAUGUAAUUUUCUCAUUUCCCCACAGAGACCAUUAUGAUGAAUUAUUUUACUUAUUUGUUUAUGUAUUUAUUGGUUUCUGUGUUUGUUCAUUUAUUUAUUUCUGUGUGCGUAAAAUCCAGACCAAAUCACCCUUCUCCCCGGUGUCAUAUUACUGACCACUUCCACUAGUAUUAUGUUGCAUAAAUUCUACUUUAUUUUCUUCAUGUUAGUUUCAAACUUACUGUUUCUUUACCCACUAAACUCAAAUAAAAUGAUAAAUUCUU